Ascochyta rabiei is the source of this 627-nucleotide messenger RNA. Its product is annotated as Protein-tyrosine-phosphatase. The record is from RefSeq and is a predicted model, not a curated record. The coding region runs from base 1 to 627 and encodes 208 amino acids. The transcript has 2 exons. Lineage: Eukaryota; Fungi; Ascomycota; Dothideomycetes; Pleosporales; Didymellaceae. Gene Ontology annotation, molecular function: acid phosphatase activity.
AUGCCCCGCCGCAGCGGCACCUCGUCACGGUCAGAUGACACAGCGACUACCACAACGCUCCCAGAGAAGGUCCAGUGGCCAUCCACAUUCACAGAUGGUCUACCGCUACCGAAAAUCAUGGUGUUCGACCUAGAUUACACAUUGUGGCCGUUUUGGGUAGACACGCAUGUCACAGGGCCCAUCAAGGCGACAGAAGGCGGGCUGAAGGUCAAGGAUCGGUACGGGGAGGCAUACGGCUUCUACAACGAUGUUGGGGGCGUGCUCGUGGCGCUCAAAGCGAAAAACAUCCUCGUUGGCGCCGCCUCCCGCACGCACGCGCCAGAUCUCGGCCGCGAAAUGCUGAGGCUCCUGAAAAUCCCCAGUUCUUCCGGCUCCUCGACACGUGCAAUAGACUACUUCGACCACCUGCAGAUCUACCCCGGCAGCAAGACGACGCACUUCGAGCGCAUACACAGAGACAGUGGGAUAGAGUACGAGGAGAUGCUGUUCUUUGAUGACGAGAGCAGAAACAAGAAUGUGGAAGUGCUCGGCGUUACGAUGAAAUUGGUCCCAAGAGGAGUCUCGAGGGACGUGAUUGAUGAGGGCGUCCGGGGGUGGAGGAAGAGGCACGGACGCGAGCAUGCCUAG